AGUGGUGAUGGUCCCUGUGGGGGCCCAGGUGGUGUUCCACUGCCAGGUUUGGGGACAUCCCCUUCCCUCCAUCGUCUGGUCCAAACAGGGACGCUCUAUGCAGACUGGUGGAAAGAUCACUGUGGGGGUGAGAAACGCUACCCUCUACAUCCUGUCUGUCAGGAACUAUGACGAGGGCACUUACACCUGUGCAGCCUCUAACACUGUGGGGCAUGACCGGAGCACAGCUACUUUACAUGUCGCUGUGAGCCCCAUCAUAGUGUCCUUCGUUGGAGCAGUGAGCAGCUCAGAAGGGUCCUCCGUGGUCCUGCCAUGCAGAGCAGUGGGGGAACUUCCCAUCAGGUACACCUGGACCAGAGGACACUCUCAGACCUCCAUCACCACAACCCCGGAGAGGCAUGUAGAUGAUGAGGGGGCUCUGCAUAUCUCCAGUGUUCAGUUGUCUGAUGCAGGGGACUACCACUGUGCCGCUGAGAACAGAGCGGGACAACAGCAAAGAAGAGCCACCCUCACCAUCUCUGCUGAAGAUGACCCGGCUGAUAGAGACAAGCAGCAUAGACAGAUUGUGUCUGCAUUUCCAAACACUGAAGCAGAGCAAAGAAUUCCCCUGCCCAGUAACGUCCUGAGUUUAGCUCAGCGUUCUGAGAUGACCCAAUUACAGGCAGGAAGCACAGUCCAAGCAUCUCAAAAAGACUUGAGCAACGACAUCACCCAAGUGUCUACCCCUGGCACGUUACGACUGCUCUCGUCUCUCAAGAAGAAAGCUUUAGGACUAGCAGGUCUCAGCGGAGGACAGACAGGAUUGCUGGUACUACCCGACCUUCACUCCCAGCUCCCAUUGGACCAGGCCUCGGCCAAACCAACCCAGCCCACAAUCACACAGAUCCAGCUUCCAGUACUACAACCCCCACAUCCACCUCUAUAUCAACCCUUAGAACUACUAAGCCAGCCUUCAGUAACUCAUAGAGUCCUCUCACUUACCCAGCUUCCAAUAAUACAUACCCAGCCAACAUUAGCACAUAAUCCACCCCAGUGA
Messenger RNA from Salvelinus fontinalis (brook trout), 1036 nucleotides. RefSeq names its product peroxidasin homolog. The transcript is spliced from 7 exons. Gene Ontology annotation, cellular component: plasma membrane. Bases 8 to 1036 code for a protein of 342 amino acids. Gene Ontology annotation, biological process: axon guidance; cell adhesion. Gene Ontology annotation, molecular function: protein binding. Lineage: Eukaryota; Metazoa; Chordata; Actinopteri; Salmoniformes; Salmonidae. The record is from RefSeq and is a predicted model, not a curated record.